Messenger RNA from Sciurus carolinensis (gray squirrel), 3458 nucleotides. It is a transcript of the gene Epc1, whose product is annotated as enhancer of polycomb homolog 1. NCBI's taxonomy places the organism in Eukaryota, Metazoa, Chordata, Mammalia, Rodentia, Sciuridae. The transcript is spliced from 15 exons. Gene Ontology annotation, biological process: regulation of transcription by RNA polymerase II. Gene Ontology annotation, cellular component: piccolo histone acetyltransferase complex. The coding region runs from base 360 to 2870 and encodes 836 amino acids. The record is from RefSeq and is a predicted model, not a curated record.
UGGCGGGACGCGCGCUCCGUGCCGGCGCCGGCCUCGAGCCCGCGCUCCCCCCCCCCGCGUGCCCGCGCCGCUGCGCGAUGCAGUGUGGGGAAUGGCUGGGGUUGGCUGAAGAGCGCACAGUGGAGUUUUAAUGUCCGCCAUGUUGGCCAUGGCGUAUUGAAGAGAGCGAGCGAGAGAGGAGCGGAGCGGCACAGCCUCCCACCCUCCCGGCUGGUGUUAGUGCCCGGACGGCGGGCUCUGCGCUCCGCCCCUCAAGUCCCCGGCAGCGGUAGGCGAGUGGGGACCGAACCCCCGGUUCUCCAUGAUCCCGCUGGCCGGGGCCGUUUCCCCAGAGCGGAGAGGUAUCUGCUGCGCCUGAGAUGAGUAAACUGUCGUUUCGGGCGCGGGCGCUAGACGCCUCGAAGCCGCUGCCGGUUUUCCGCUGUGAGGAUCUGCCCGACCUGCACGAAUACGCCUCGAUAAACCGGGCCGUGCCGCAGAUGCCCACCGGAAUGGAGAAGGAAGAGGAGUCGGAACAUCAUCUUCAGCGGGCUAUUUCAGCACAGCAGGUGUAUGGCGAGAAGAGGGAUAACAUGGUCAUACCAGUCCCAGAGGCAGAAAGUAAUAUUGCUUACUAUGAAUCUAUAUAUCCUGGGGAAUUUAAGAUGCCAAAGCAGCUCAUUCACAUACAGCCUUUUAGUUUGGAUGCUGAACAGCCUGAUUAUGAUUUGGAUUCUGAAGAUGAAGUAUUUGUGAAUAAAUUAAAAAAGAAAAUGGACAUCUGCCCAUUGCAGUUUGAGGAAAUGAUUGACCGUCUAGAAAAAGGCAGUGGUCAACAGCCAGUCAGUCUGCAGGAAGCCAAACUACUACUAAAAGAAGAUGAUGAAUUAAUUAGAGAAGUUUAUGAAUACUGGAUCAAAAAGAGAAAAAACUGUCGAGGGCCAUCUCUUAUCCCAUCAGUAAAACAAGAAAAGCGAGAUGGUUCCAGCACAAAUGAUCCUUAUGUAGCUUUUAGAAGACGCACUGAAAAAAUGCAGACUCGAAAAAAUCGCAAAAAUGAUGAAGCCUCUUACGAAAAAAUGCUUAAGCUGCGUCGAGAUCUAAGUCGGGCUGUUACUAUUCUAGAAAUGAUAAAAAGAAGAGAAAAAAGUAAAAGGGAGCUAUUGCACUUAACACUGGAAAUUAUGGAAAAGAGGUAUAAUUUGGGUGACUACAAUGGAGAGAUCAUGUCUGAGGUUAUGGCACAGAGACAGCCAAUGAAACCUACUUAUGCCAUCCCCAUCAUCCCUAUUACUAACAGCAGUCAGUUUAAACAUCAGGAAGUAAUGGAUGUGAAGGAGUUUAAAGUUAAUAAGCAAGAUAAAACCGAUCUUAUCCGACCGAAACGGAAAUACGAAAAGAAGCCCAAAGUCUUACCAUCGUCUGCUGCUGCUACUCCUCAACAGACGAGUCCUGCUGCACUGCCAGUCUUUAAUGCUAAAGAUUUAAAUCAGUAUGACUUUCCCAGCUCAGAUGAAGAACCUCUCUCCCAGGUUUUGUCUGGCUCUUCAGAAGCUGAGGAAGAGAAUGAUCCUGAUGGUCCCUUUGCUUUCCGUAGGAAAGCAGGCUGUCAGUACUAUGCUCCUCACUUAGACCAAACUGGCAACUGGCCUUGGACUAGUCCUAAAGAUGGAGGAUUAGGGGAUGUGCGAUACAGAUACUGCUUAACUACUCUAACCGUACCCCAAAGGUGUAUUGGAUUUGCACGAAGACGGGUUGGGCGCGGUGGAAGGGUCUUACUGGACAGAGCUCAUUCAGAAUAUGACAGUUUGUUUCGCCAUCUGGAUUUGGAAAUGCUUUCCUCGCCACAACAUUCUCCAGUCAAUCAGUUUGCCAAUACCUCAGAAACAAAUACCUCGGACAAAUCUUUCUCUAAAGACCUCAGUCAGAUACUAGUCAAUAUCAAAUCAUGUAGAUGGCGGCAUUUUAGGCCUCGGACACCAUCCCUACAUGACAGUGACAAUGAUGAACUCUCCAGUAGAAAAUUAUAUAGGAGUAUAAAUCGAACAGGAACAGCACAACCUGGGACCCAGACAUGCAGUACCUCCACGCAAAGUAAAAGUAGCAGUGGUUCAGCACACUUUGCAUUUACAGCCGAACAAUACCAGCAACAUCAACAGCAACUGGCACUAAUGCAGAAACAGCAGCUUGCACAAAUUCAGCAACAGCAAGCAAAUAGUAAUUCCUCCACCAACACUUCACAGAACCUUGCAUCUAACCAGCAGAAAAGUGGCUUUCGCCUGAAUAUACAGGGUUUAGAAAGAACAUUUCAGGGUUUUGUUUCUAAGACUUUGGAUUCUGCUAGUGCUCAAUUUGCUGCUUCUGCUUUGAUGACAUCAGAACAACUGAUGGGAUUCAAGAUGAAGGAUGAUGUGGUGCUUGGAAUUGGGGUGAAUGGCGUCCUUCCAGCCUCAGGAGUAUACAAGGGCUUACACCUCAGUAGUACUACACCAACAGCACUUGUACAUACAAGUCCAUCAACAGCAGGUUCAACUUUGUUACAGCCUUCAAAUAUUACACAGACUUCAGGUUCCCACAGUGCACUGAGUCAUCAAGUAACUGCUGCCAAUUCUGCAACAACUCAGGUUCUGAUUGGGAACAAGAUUCGAUUAACUGUACCUUCAUCAGUUGCCCCUGUAAACGCUAUUGCCCCAAUAAAUGCACGACAUAUACCUAGGACUUUAAGUGCUGUUCCAUCAUCUGCCUUAAAGCUGGCUGCCGCAGCAAACUGUCAAGUUUCCAAGGUCCCAUCUUCAUCCUCUGUAGAUUCAGUUCCAAGGGAAAAUCAUGAAUCAGAAAAGCCAGCACUGAACAACAUAGCAGACAAUACAGUGGCAAUGGAGGUGACGUAGCUUCCUCAGGAGUGGAACUGCAGCCUGGGGACUUGAUUAGGUGCUAUGCAUCAGUAGCAUUUUGAAUGCAAGGGAUGAUGGAAUGCAGCACAUGCGUUUCUGUGGCAGCUGUGGGGACUUGACAGCAAUGCUCAUCUCUCAUGCUUCAAUUUUUCUUUUCUUACUGUUAAUAGGAAAAAAAAAUCAACAUCUGUAAAUUAAGAAUACAGCAAUUAUCUGUACAGUACUGCAUAUUUGUAAUACCCUUGUAUAUAUGUUACUUGAAUACAGAAAUGUUCAUUUGUGAUGCUUUGCACUUGGGGGUGGGGGGUGGGGGGAAAUAAAUUGCAACAAAGAGUGUGAGAUGUGAGAUUGUAUAGAGAUGAAGUGUCAUCACAUCAUGUGCAUGGUGCGGAACCUGCUGUUUUAUCUAUUUAUUGUGCCGUGUUUACAGUUUUUUGUACACUGUACCUUCAUUGGUUCCUGUGCUGUAGUAAAUGUGUUAGGUAGCUGUGGACUCCUUGGUAUUUUGUAAAUGGUAUAACAUAACUUGGUUCCCCUCUGGGUCCUUGAGUUUUCUGUGUAUCAUGUGAAAAAAAUGGUGACAUA